ACUAACUAUCCAUUAAUCUUGUUUUUUUUUUGUACUGCUAAGUGUAAUCAGUAAUGUCUUGUUUGUACUUUGUAGUUUAUGGGUAAUGAUAAAACGUACAUUUUAUUUUGUAUAUACCUAGUUAAAGUUUAAAUAAAUAUGAGUUAUUAUUUAUACGGUAAAUAGGUCAGGACAUUUUUAUGUGGUUUAUUUUUUUAUAUUAAUUUUGAAACCAAUAAAAGUUAAAAGUGCCUUUCUUAUUAGGUAUUUUAAUUGGUAAUUAGCUGUAUAAUAAGGAUAUAGAUUCGGGAUACAAUGCUUACCGUUAAUAAAGUUUUAAACUCCAACAAUUUACGUAUAAAAAAUGUAACUGUGAUUCGAAACAUUACAAAAAAAGUGAAAAAUGUAAGAGAUGUAGGUUAUCAAUAUUUACAAAGAAGUAAAGUCCCCACAAUGCAUUUCCAAAAGUCAUUACCGCGCUUGCCCAUCCCGGAAUUAAAUAAUACUCAAGAUAGAUAUUUAAGUGCAUUGAAACCUUUACUUACCAAUGAGCAAUACUCUGAAGCUGUCAAAAGAACUAAUAGUUUUGUAACAAAUGAGGGUAAAGAAUUACAGAGAAAACUUGUUGCUAAGGACAAAGCUAAUAAACAUACCAGUUAUAUCUCGGAUUACUGGUUUGAUCUAUAUCUAAGAGAUCGUGCUCCACUGCCAAUCAAUUAUAAUCCCCUUUUGGUAUUUCAAAAUGAUACUAGGCCAGAAUACAAUGAUCAGCUGAUAAGAGCAACUAAUCUUCUAGUAAGUGCUGUAAGAUUUAUGUUGUCUCUAAGAGAACAAAUUCUUGAACCUGAAGUAUUCCACUUGCAACCCAAAAAAAGUAACACUUCUUUAUUCAGAACUAUUACUGGUUUACUUCCAGAAAGUUUAUCAUGGUACGGUGCAUAUUUAUUUAAGGCUUUUCCUUUGGACAUGAGUCAGUUUGGAGGUUUAUUUAAUGCAACUCGUCUGCCUUUGUUAAAUAAAGACAAAAUUUUCAAAGAUCCAACUUGUAAUCAUGUGGUUGUUCAGAAAAAUGGAAAUUUUUACAUCUUUGAUGUAUUAGACUCUGAUGGCAAUAUUUUAUCACCUUCUGAAUUUUUGGGAAAUUUAUCAAACAUUAUUAAUGAUAAUUCUCCAAAAGCCACCCAUCCAAUAGGAAUACUGACUAGUCAAAAUAGAAAUGAAUGGGCUAAUCAAAGGAAACAUUUAGAAGAAACUGGAAAUCAUGAAGUAUUAAGAAAAAUUGAUUCUGCUAUUUUUAAUUUAGUAUUAGAUGAUUUCAUUAUUGGAGAUAAUAAACAUAGAAUAUUGACACAAUUUUUACAUGCAGAUGGGCUAAACAGAUGGUUUGACAAAUCAUUCAGUAUGAUAGUGACUAAAGAUGGUGUGUCUGGUAUUAACUUCGAACAUUCAUGGGGUGAUGGAGUUGCAGUCCUUAGAUUCUUCCAAGAUAUUUAUACAGAAACUACAACUAAUCCUUUCAUAAGCCCAGAUACAAAGCCUUCAAAUAACAAUAUUACAGUUAAAAAGUUAGAAUUCAACAUUGAUGAUAAAUCAAAGAGUUUUGUUGAGAAGGCCAAAAUGGAAUACAAGGAUUGGUGUGAUUCUUUAAGCAUUGACUAUAUUUUAUAUGAAGGUUUAACAAAAGGAGCUUGUAAGAAAUUUAAAGUUAGUCCUGACUGUAUAAUGCAGCUUGCAUUUCAGGCUGCAUAUCACCUUAUAAACGGUAAAUUUGUGGGCACAUAUGAAUCAUGUAGUACAUCUGCCUUUAAGCAUGGACGAACUGAAACAAUGCGACCAUGUACUGAUAAAACAAAGGCAUUUUGUGAAAUACUCCACUCAAACAAACCAUCAUAUCAAGAACUUCGUUCAAUAAUGCAAGAGUGCUCUUCAUAUCAUUCGGAAUUAGUGAAGCAGGCAGCUAUGGGUCAAGGGUUCGACCGUCAUAUGUUUGCAUUAAUGAAGAUAGCAGAAGAGAACAACAUGCCAAGACAUGAGCUAUAUGACUCUUAUGAAUAUAAGUUCCUUAAUAAAUCAAUUCUAAGUACUAGCACUUUGUCCGCGCCUAGUGUUUUGGCUGGAGGUUUUGGUCCUGUUGCUAAAGAAGGAUUCGGCAUUGGGUACUCUGCUUUUCCUGAUAAGCUUGGAGCAGCCGUAGCAAGCUAUAAAGCUCAUAACAACAGCACACAGUUUGUCGAAGCUUUACAUAAGUCCUUUGUUGAUAUUACAAAAAUUUUAUCGGGAUAGUAGAAAUAAUAUAUUUAUUUUUAAAUUUUUUGACAAUCGUUUUGAUUGUCUGCAUUAUAUAUAGGGCUUUAUCAAUAUUAAAAUCUAUAAUUAUUGUAUAAGAUGAUCAUUUAAAGAAAUCUAGAAUCAUAUUUACACUCUUUAUUAUAUAUUUUAAUGACACAUAUGCAUAUGAAAUAUAUAUUUUUAUAUUAAAUGAUUAUUGUAUUUUUGAAGUGAUACUGAAUUUAUUGCAACUUUAUAUAUGUAUAUAACAAAAGAAAUUUCACCACAUUCACUUUUACUGAAUUACACUAGCUUUAUAGUUUUAGAUGGGGUUUGUAUUUUCUAAACUAAUAAUAAUAAUUGUACUCUAGUGCUGACUUUUACAGACUUAAAAUUAUCCGGUGGCUUAAAUAGAAACUAAUUUAGUGCAGCCCUCUUUAUUAAUAUAUAAUAUUUAUCUUUUGUAUUAAUCUAUUUUGUUUUAUAUUUUUUUUAUAUGACCUUUAUAAAAUGUUAGGAAAAUGUUGAUUCUUUUAAAUUUGAAUCACAGUAAAAUUUAUUAUUUUUCUAUAAAUUUCACUGCAAUUCACAUAAUCCAAGGCAAGGAGAUAAGUACUUGUCUUUUAUAAAUUGUCUUAAUAUAGCAGUUAUAUUUCGCUGAAGAAAUGUUGUAAAUCUAAAUAUAAAUCUAUUUUUUUACUAAAUGUUAAGUGUCAUUAAGGUUUUGCAUUUUUAUAUUUUUAAAAAAUAAUUUAAGGUAAAGCAUUUUUAAACUUGUUAUUUUAAAUAAAAAUAUA
This is a messenger RNA of Vanessa atalanta (red admiral), 3044 nucleotides long. It is a transcript of the gene CPT2, whose product is annotated as carnitine O-palmitoyltransferase 2, mitochondrial. Gene Ontology annotation, molecular function: carnitine O-palmitoyltransferase activity. Gene Ontology annotation, cellular component: mitochondrion. The coding region runs from base 295 to 2262 and encodes 655 amino acids. The record is from RefSeq and is a predicted model, not a curated record. Gene Ontology annotation, biological process: fatty acid beta-oxidation. NCBI's taxonomy places the organism in Eukaryota, Metazoa, Arthropoda, Insecta, Lepidoptera, Nymphalidae. The transcript has 8 exons.